GUGACUGGAUCCAGUUGAAACACUUUUCAAGGGCUCCUGGAGCAAAAUACUAUUACAGGAGCAACUCGAUCUGUUACAGCUCACAGUGAACAGCCUGCGGGAUCUUAAACUCUUUUAUUACCUCAUGCAAAUCUGCUGAACUUUCAUCUCUCUCUCUCUCUCUCUCUCUCUCUCUCUCUUUGUGUGUGUGUGUGUGUGUGUGUGUGUGUGUGAGCUGAAAACUAUCACUCACACACAUUCAUCAUUCUAAACCUUUGAAAUCAUUUUCAAGGGCUGACUUUCAGUUUUGUCAGCCUCAGGUUCCUUCUGCUGCUUUAUUUCAACUUCUGCACCAUGAGGAAGGGCUCAUGCUGUGUGUAUGCCACUGGAAUCAUCAGUGCCCUCCUGCUGAUCAUGGGAAUAGCACUGUAUGUGUCCGGUGUCUUCCAAACCAUGAUACACAACAAGCUUAAGAGGGAGAUCACGCUGACAGAAGGAAGUAAAGUCUUCGCCACAUGGAAGAAUCCUCCCCCUCCAGUUUUCAUGGAGUUCUUCUUCUUCAACGUCACAAACCCUGAAGCGUUUCUGAAAGGAGAAGCCAAACCCAGUGUUACUGAAAUGGGGCCGUACACCUACAGAGAGUACAGGCCCAAACACAAUGUAACAUUUGUGGACAAUGGGACGAAGGUCGCUGCAUACACACAGAAGAGUUUCGUCUUUGUCCCUGAGAAAUCUGUGGGAGACCCCAGUUUAGAUCUGGUGACAACCGUGAACAUCCCAGCUGUGGCCGUGAUGAAUAAGAUUAAAGGUGCGGGAUUCUGGGUUUCCUCUGGUUUCUCCAUGUUUAUGAAUUCCAUCGGCACCACCAUGUUCAUGACGCACACCGUGGACGAGCUGCUCUGGGGGUUUAAAGACCCUCUGCUCACUCGACUGCGAACUGUGAAACCCGAGGUGGAAGAAUACUUCGGCAUCAUGUAUAAUAAAAACGGGAGCGAUGAUGGCGAGUUUGUGUAUCACACUGGAGAGCACAACUACCUGGACUUCGGCCGUAUUUACACCUGGAAGGGGCAAAAGUUGAUGUCAUUCUGGAGAACCAAUCAGAGUAACAUGAUCAACGGCUCCGAUGGAAGCGCCUUCCACCCGUUCCUGACCAAAGAAGAGCGACUGAACGUCUUCACGCCUGACCUCUGCAGGUCCAUCCACAUGCGCUUUGAGAAGGAUGUUGAGGUAAAAGGAAUCCCGGCGUAUCGCUUCACGCCACCCCGCCAAGUCCUCGCCAGCGGCAAAAACAACCCCGAGAACGAGGGAUUCUGUCUCUCACCAAAGAAUUGCCUGGACGAUGGUGUUCUGGACGUGUCUGUGUGUCGCAAAGGUGCUCCUGUAGUCGUGUCUUUUCCUCACUUUCAUCUGGGUGAUAAGAAGUAUGUCGACGCCAUCGAUGGUAUUUCUCCAGUGCACGCUCAUCACCAGACCUUUCUCGACCUCAACCCGACUAUGGGAGUGCCUGUUCGUGCGAUGAAACGGGCUCAGAUCAACAUUCAUCUAGCCAGAAUAUCCGGCUUCCCUUUGACCAAGAAUCUAAACAACACCAUCUUCCCCGUCGUAUUUCUGAAUGAGUCUGUCGUGAUUGAUGACGUUUCAGCCGCGAGAAUUCAUAAACUGCUGCUGAUCGUAACGCUGGUCUCUCAUUUCCCGCUGAUGCUCAUCGCUCUGGGAGUCACCCUGCUCUUCAUCACCAUCAUCCUCAUAUACCGAGACUGUCAAAACAAGCAGUCUGCAAAGAAAGACACGAUGUACACUCCCGUGAGCGCCAAAUCUGACGAACAAGAUGAGAAAAAUGGAACUUUCAUCGGUCUAACGCCCGUGGAUGUACAGAAGUGUUGAACGUGGACCGCUGUGUGUGGAUGCUUUCACAGAUGUUACUCGUGUGUCUCUGUAAGUUUAGAUUUGAGCACGCUGCCUCUCAAACUCAGGACCGAACCGAAGAGCACAAUCAGGCAUCUGUUUAUCAUCUCAUAACUACAAAAACCAUUCACACAAAAGUGGCAGUGUUAACAUUCCCUCAUGUCGCUCCAAACGCGGAUGCUGUUGUUUUAUUCUGCGGAACACAAAAGUAGAUUUUUGCUUUUGUGUUCCAUAGACAAAAUGUCAACAAACAUGUUUGGAACGACAUGAGGGUUUUUAUUUUUAUUUGGUGAACUAUUCCUUUAAUGACUGAAGAGAUGGAUGAAUGUGGAAUAUGUUAUUAUGGAACCAUCUCUUAUACUCUUCUGUUCAGGGUGAAGCAGCCAUUUAGUUACAUUAUGAACAACAUUUAAGCUGCUGUAAGCGUUUAUUUUAAAUAACAUGUUUUAGAGGGUUUCUGGGUAUCUCAGCGAGUAUUGACGCUGGCUAACACACCUGGAGUCGUGAGUUCGAAUCCCAGGGCGUGCUGAGUGACUCCAGUCAGGUCUCCUUAGCAACCACAUUGUCCCGGUUGCUAGGGAGGGUAGAGUCACAUGGGGUAACCUCCUCGUGGUGGUGAUUAGUGGUUCUCUCAAUGGGGCGUGUGGUGAGUUGUGUGUGGAUCGUGGAGAGUAGCAUGAGCCUCCACAUGCUGUGAGUCUCCGCGGUGUCAUGCACAAAUAGUCACGUGAUCAGAUGCGCGGAUUGACGGUCUCAGACGCAGAGGCAACUGAGACUCGUCCUCCGCCACCCGGAUUGAGGAGAGUCACUACGCCACCAUGAGGAGCUACUAAGCAGUGAGAAUUGGGCGUUACAAAUUGGGAGAAAAAGGUGAUAAAAAAACCCAGUUUUAAAUGGCACUACUACCUGACCAAUCAGAGAGAGAUCAGUGAAUUGGGUUUUAGAAAUAUCAGAAAACUAGCCAAUCAGAAACCCUCUGUGCCUGUCAGUGUUCUUGUAUGUUCAAGCUUGCUGACAUCGGGUUGGCUAACGUUAGAUAUCGCUCACAGGACGUUUAACAAUAUGUUCAAUGAGAUUUAUCACCUUUUUUAAAGGCCAAAAAAUAUUUAAAAAAAUGUAUUGUGACAUCUUCAUGGGCCGUUCACACAGGACGCGUUAAUGCAUUCAAAAGCUACCAGAUUGCAACAGAAUGCAACAGAACGACACAUUUUUCAACUACUAAGUUCAACUACUUUUACUUCUUUACAAGGCAUCUUAAUGGAUUAGAUCACCCAAAAAUGAUAAUUCAAGUCAAGACAAUUUUAUUUGUAUAGCGCCUUUCACAACACACAUCGUUUCAAAGCAGCUUUACAGAAGAUCAGCAUUAACAGAAGAUAUAAUUCAGUCAUUAUUUACUCACCCCAGUGUUGUUCUAACCCGAUAUGUCUUUCUUUCUUUCUCUGAACACAA
Messenger RNA from Xyrauchen texanus (razorback sucker), 3333 nucleotides. RefSeq names its product scavenger receptor class B, member 2b (gene scarb2b). Gene Ontology annotation, molecular function: scavenger receptor activity. Gene Ontology annotation, biological process: protein targeting to lysosome; receptor-mediated endocytosis. The record is from RefSeq and is a predicted model, not a curated record. Bases 334 to 1863 code for a protein of 509 amino acids. Gene Ontology annotation, cellular component: cytoplasm; lysosome; membrane. NCBI's taxonomy places the organism in Eukaryota, Metazoa, Chordata, Actinopteri, Cypriniformes, Catostomidae. The transcript is spliced from 12 exons.